CUUGCAGGUCUGUGUCUGAUCCAGACUGAUGAGUGAAGAAGCACUGCUUUGUUUGACCUGCAGCACAUUAUACUCCUUUUACUUGUAGAACCAGAGGCGCAGGGUGACGCGUUCUACUGCAGACACAUGACACAUCACCAAAACAUCAUGUGGGAGACAGAUUAGGAUCCUCUUACUCAAACGCGACAUUCCUGUCUUGAAAUAUGAUCAAGAUUGAGAUGCGCGACAUGGAAACCUUGUUAGACUUCUGCAGCGUAGAUAAGAAAAUAAAACCUCAGAUAUGGAUCAUUAAUGGAAUCUACUAAUCGCAUUCUCUUAAAGAUUUAAGAUAAAUUCCAGAAAGCUUCUGGGCUGAUUCAGUUAUUUAGAUAUUUUUGCAGAUCCUCAAAGAAAUUCCUUUUUUUCAAAGUUUCUCAUGACUCUAUCACCCCAUCACAUACCUUCAAAUCAGUGCAGUCUUCCUUUUCCCAGGAAAUGCUAUUAAAAGACUGCUGUCUGUCUUCACUGUACCUGCCUCAGAGAGAUGUGGUGCCAUGCCAACAAUCUUGGCUGUCUGGCUUCGUUUUGCAGAAUCAAGCAGAGCCAGAUGACAGAGUGCAGGGCGUCGAGAAUCUACAGAACAAGAUCAGGAGGCUGGAGGCUGAGCUGCAGAAAAGUUCAGAACUUAAGGAGAAUCACGGAAAGAAUAAAGAAGAAAUUGUGCGGUGGGAGGAGAGCAAGAAAUGGCAGGCCAAAAUGGAGAAGGUAAAGAGUUUCCUGAAGGUGAAAGAAACAGAAAAUGAGUCCCUGUCAAAGCAGCUUAGCACUCUGAGGGACCUUUAUUCCAGACUGGAGCAAGAGAAGGCUGCGCUGCAAAAAAAGCUGAAAGCUCGAGGUGUGACUGCAGACCAGGUGGUGGGGGUGCGAUUUACUGAACUGGAGAAGGAGACGGAGGAGCUGAAGAAGAAGAACUCCGAGCUGGAGACAGAGCUGGCAUCUAUAAAACAGCACCAGGCUGUACCCCGUGAUGACGCCAUGGAGAGUCUUGUGCUGAGGAACAACAUCCUGCAGGACAGAGUCCACUCCUUAGAAAGCCAGAUAACCAAAGAGUCUCCAUCACGACCCUCCACUUCAGGACGAGGUACAGGCACAGAGAGACCACGACCUUUCAAAGGAAAACCUCCGACUGGCCUCUGAAAACCUGGAGCAGGCCAACAGGGACCUACCCAGACUCAAGGUACCUUCAGCCCAAAUGAGUUUUUUGUUUUACCUUUACUCUAACUGAUGCUGAUUUGAUAAAACAGUGAAUAACCGUGUUGUUCCCUCUACUUAUAAGACAAAAGUAAAUAUCCUAUAUAAAAAUAUUUGGUUGGUCACAAGAAUUCGCAAAAACAAAAGUUAAAUAUCAGAUCUAAAAAAAAAAAAGAUUUAUUGUACAAAAAAAAUUUAGAUUUGAAAGCAGAUUAUUGUUAUGUUUUGAAAAUUUGUUUCUGGUAGCUGUUAGUUAUCUAGCAGUUAUAAAAAUGUGCAUGAAAAUGAGUCUGGAACCUCCAAAGAGACUAGAUCUGCUAGAAACUGGAAGAUGGUGGAUUGUUGGAUUGAACAAACAAGUAAACAACAAACACAUGUAAAGUAACCGCUUAUAAUUACUCCUAAUCAUCAAUAGACAUAUUUCCACUUGUACAACAUUUACACUUGUACUACACAAACAUUGAAGCCAGUAAAUAUUAGGUUUGUCAAAUUAUCACUUUUUUUUUGUGGUGGCCCUAAUACUCCGUCGUAGAUUAUUUAUCAAAUCCAUACAUAUUAAUAAUAUCAAAUAUCAUAGAUGAAAUGCCUAUCGAUUAACAUAAGGUGACAUUAUAUCAUUAAGUAACAACAAUGGAAUGUUUAUUGACUUUCCUCAGAAACAAUUGUUGCAUUGAUCAGGACAUUUUCUUCAAUAUUAUCUUUUUAUGUAUACAGGUACUUUUGUUAAAAUCAAUGUUCUUGUCAUCCUGCAAGCUGUUAUCAGUGUAACUGAAAAAUCUUAGGUCAAGCUGUUCACAGUACAGAAGUCUCCGAUGCUAGUCCUAGUCACAGGUGACUUUUGGAGAACAUUUAUUUUUGAUGUAACUGUUUGCUUCUCACCUCAUAAAUCCAGUAAAUGUCUCAGUUGCUUGAGCAGUUUUCUUGAAUCUUUAUUUGAAUCUGUUAUUUGUCUUUUAUUAUUUAUCUUUAGCUCAUAUUUCUAUGACCAAAAGCUUCUCAAAGUCUUCCACAAUCAUAACCUUGGCAAGUUGUCAAGCCUUAGUUGUCAAAGCAAUGGCCCAUUUUCUUCUACAUUAAAAUAGUACAACUAACAGAGGCUUCUCUGUUUGCUUCUCUUUGGGGUCAUGGUGGCUACAUUUUGUGACAGAAAAAUCCUCUCGCUGAAGUUAUCAAACAUGAAUGCUCCCAAACUGUAAACUCUUCUCAUUUACUGGUCAUCAAUUAAUGCAGGUUUUAGUUUAUAAUGUUAUCAAAAAUCCAACAGCUAAAGACUGGAUCAGGGAUACCUAUGCACUGGAACCAGAACUACAAAAUAACUUUAUUUUUCUCAGGUUUGUGCAAAAGCAGAUUUUUCUUCCUAGGGCUGAGUGUUCACUGAGUGUUCAGGUUUUCUCUGCUUCUCCACAGGAUCAAGUGGCACAUCUGAAAGAAAUGUGCAGUGCACUGAAGAAGGACAAGAGUGAAACCGAGAAGAAGCCGGCUCACAUGCGUGGAGUUAGUUCAGUUCAUCUCUUUUUUUUUACACGUGUAAUCAUUGAGCUAUGUUCACACCGCUUCACACUGUUGGAGCAGCCACCUCCAAUGAAAAUUCUAUGUAAAUAAACAGGCUUCCGUGUUCAAAACUUCCAUGUUUACACAUGGCUACGCAACUCCUUAAGAUCAUUUUUGGGCUCUAUGUAGAAAACAUGCGGCCUUUGAAUGUGCAUUGAUAGUUAAACCAGGUUGAACUUUGACCAAUCAGGAACUUUGAUUUGGUUGUGACGUAUGGAUGUCGUCGCAUUUUAUUUCUAAUUGCAAAUUAGGUGAAACAUAUUUUGCAUGUACUUGAACUUGUGUCACAUCUCCAGUGUGAACAUCACUCUAUAGUCAUUUCUUCCUUUGGUGUGUAGAGUCUACAUGCUAAAUAGAUGAGUUGUCCAGCUUUCUUAGUCUCCUGCCUGCUCAAACAUCCUGCAUAUAGAGUUUAUCAGAGUCUUAACUGUGUGACGGUUUCUCUGUAAAGGGAUGGACUGUCCAGACGUGCUUUGCUUUUUGCUCAAUGACGAAUGAAGUGUUCUCAAAUAACCAACCUCAGCAUUUAUGCAGUACAAAUACAGAAGAUGUACGGAUGAACGUUGUGCAGAAGAAAUGUACAAAAAAUAAAAUCCCGCUGAUGAUUAUGUAUCAUCAACCGAUAUCCAAAGUGAUUUGUGUUCUGUUUUCCUCCAGGCUGGCCAGAGUGGUAAGAAAAGAAAAACUCCCCACAGCUCAGAGCAAACAGCAUGAGAUGCUUGAAUAGCCUGAAACCUCAAGAUAUUUAAAUUGAAGUAACUGGUAUAUUAAGGGGUGUUCAGUGUCGGGCUUUAUAUAAAACAUUUGAUUAACAGGUCAAAUGAAGUUUGAAGAUGUAUGAACUAAACUAAACAUAAACUUGUAUCUUUAGCCUUAAACACUGCUGGAAUGAAAUGAUGACGGUGAUGAUGAUGAGGUGUUGUCACCGUUUCUCAAACCUUCACGUGGGUUCGUCUCUAUAAGGGUUCGGCAGUACAUCUCCUCUCACGGAGCGUCCAUCCAAAAGACCAAACUCUUCCUGGAGAAGGAGAGCAGCCGGCUGCAGGAGCGGCAGGCAGCUCUGCAGGCGGCCCAGGCCAGCUCAUCUCAGGGCCAUCGUCUUCUGGGGGUCACCGAGGAGGUGAUGAGAAGUCUUCAGCAGGUACGGAGGGGGGGGCGGAGUGGCUGACUGUAAACAAAGGCCUAAAGAGUUCCCUCCUGUUCCGCCCAGGAGGCCCGGGCGGUGGCAGAGCUACAGCGCACGGUCCAAACAAGAAACACGCCACUGCGCAGGAAGGAGGAGCAGCUCCAGCAGCCGGAGACCUCCAUGAGUGAGGAGGUCAGAGAGCCUGAAUGAGUCAGCACUAGUGGGCGUACAGAGCACUCCAACUCUUUGACCUAGAGGAAUACAUCACGUCAUCUCAUGAUCAUGAUGUCAGACAAUUUAGAGGCUUGAGUUUAGUUGUGCGCACAUUCUUGCUGGUGCAGAGUUGUGUUAUCUUUUUUUGUGUGGAAAGUAAGUAAAGAUGAAAGCCUAAGGUCCUGUGGCUAAUGAGAUACUGAGGCAGUGGGAAUGAUGGUUUUAAUUACUGCCCAGGAGCCGUCCAUAGGGGGUGAUUGCUCAGGAGCAUGCCGAGUGUCCUAGGUUGGGAGUUCAGCCUCAUGCCAGUCAUACUGUGCCUGCCUGCUUGCCUCUGAUGCUCACUCCCCUCUCCUCAUUCCCACAUUGUGUUCAUUAGAUCCUUUGCUGCAGAAGCUUCACUGCACCUUUGUUAUAACCUUUGUCCAACCACUGAUUUGGACAAAGGGAGGCAAAACCAGCAACAAUUCAACUUUGGAUCCCUUUAGAAAGUUUCAGUGAUUCCGAAAGAAACCUAAAAUUCUCUUGAAAUUAAAUCUGCAGGCUGCACUAGCAUUGUGCAGUGGUUAGGAACCCCAUCUGAAAUGAUAUCUAACUCACACAAACUAAAAACGGCAUUGUGAAACUGCUGUUGGGACUAAAUUCUAAAUUGGGACUAAAUUCACGCUUCUUUGGCGCUGCAGAGAGGCGGCUGCCUGUUGCAGCGGCUCCGGUUUGUUUAGGACGUUCCGUGUUUUUGUCUUUAGUGUUUAUUUUAGUUUUGUUCUUUUUUUGUCUUUUGUCAUUCUCUUUUACAUUCUUCAGACAUCACCAUAGCCAACAGCAUGGAUUUUAUUCGCUCCAAUCUUCUGUGGCUACUUUUUUUAGUACUCUCGUUACUCCUCGUAACUGAGUGUAAGCCGCACGGCGACAAGUCUUUUGUUUAUUUAUAUUUAUAGUUCAUUUAUAGUUAUCACGGGGGACUUUAGUCACGUUAAUUUGGACGGGACUCUUACUGAAUUAACGCAGUAUGUGGAGACAACAAAACCCUAGAUCUGCUGUAUGCUAAUACCCUGGGAGCAUUCAGCACUACAGCCCUCUGCGGCGUCCGUCGCUUGCUACUAGUGUGCACGGUGUCGGGCCAGUAACCUUCAGGCAGGGCCAGUAACUUUUAAAAACUACUGGCCCUGUGGGACAAUGCAAAUUUCUGGUCUAUGUCAACCCCGGAGAAACAUUCCCAGUGCUUUACUCAGGAGGAGCCUUUCAAUCCCAAGACACUAGAAUAAGGAAAGGAGUUCAUACCUGUCAAAGUAUCGCUUUUACAGAGCACCACAAAGAAAACAUGUCCAGGAUCAAAAACCUUCAAAACGGAAACGGGAGACACACAAUGAAAGCACAAAAAACAUGGACUACAACGAAGAACUGGACGAGCCAUCUCAGGGAUAUUCUACAGAGCAUGAGUGGACUGAAGAUAAGGCCAAUAACACUCAUUUGUCAGGACGACUUUGCCGAACAACUAAGAGCAGAGAUUGUUUGUUCGAGUCACUAAGCAAGGCUUCACCAGAAGAUAAUAAAUCUGCUUUUAGCCAAGUGUCUGCAGAGGAGGAAGAGUUAAUGUAUCUUGAAUUUAUUUCUGCUGUAACAAAAGAUAUUUUGUCAAGAGGUCACAUCUCUAACAGGGUCAUUGACCAUGUGAUGAAGAGGCAUAUCGAGAUGAAUUUGCAUAAACUCGAUGAGGAUAAAAAGCACCACCUCCUGGAAGUGCUGCAUAAAGAGCUGGAAGAUCCAUCCAACACAUUCCUCCCAUCAAAAGAGGCUGAGAUCAGGGAAAAUGAUGAUAACACAAAUAUAAUAAUACAUGGCUAAAACUGCAACCCCUUUCCAACCAGCAGAGCAACGCACUGUACUUUUUAAAAUUUACACGUAGCUAUUUGUUAACUGUUAUGUAUGUUACUUUAGUUUUCAGCUAAUUUCUUAGUUUGUUUUCUGUGGUUGUGUGGCUGUUCUGAUUUAAAGUAUGCCUCUGAAAAGUAGCAACUUAAAAAUGACUAUCACCAGAAAGUGUCUUUCAAUUAGCAAUAAAUCUUUUACGUCAAAAGGCAGAAAUUGAAAACUUUCAAAAGAGAAUAUGAAGAUGUUACCACAGAUGUGGAGAAGGAGAAACGAGACAUUGACACACUCAGGACUGAAAACCAGGCUCUGCUGGGAGAAAUCCAAGCUUUAGAAAGAGUUGUGAAAAGGAAGGCCGAGGCAGAAGCAGAGCUGGGUGGUUUGAGGAACGAAAGCUCCCGUCUUAAAAACAGCGUACAAAGACUGAAAGUAGAGAUUCAAAUGAAAAAGGCUGAGCUUCAGCGUCAUUCUAACCUCAUUUGGGAAGGAACUGUCAGCUCGUCGGAUCCACAAGCUCUGUUAGGGGCAGUUCGAGAAGAACAGCGUGCUGUCGAGCUUUUAAAAAGGGAAGCCACAUACCGGAAGACUCAACUGCAUGAAUUGGAACUAUCUUCAACAUUCCAAGGAGGUUUGAGAGGAGAACUGAGGGGCCUGUUGGCUCAGAAAAAGUCAGCAGAGGAAAAUAAUUCCAGGCUGAAAAAGAAAAUCCGACAACUCCAAGAGGAACACAAAGAGGUGAUCGAAAUACGAGGAGAAGUUGGGGCACAAAGCAAGGCUCUGGAUGCAUUGAAUGCAGAAGAAAAGGAGUUGGAGGAAGCUUAUAACAGCAGAAGGUGGCUAGAGGGAAUUUGACAAGUUUUUAUCGUAGUCUUGUUUAGACCACAAAUUAUUUGUAUGACUGGGGCGAGCUUAGGGAUAAUGUCGAAUAUUCCGUUUACACACAAUGCGUUUUCUCCCUAAGUACUACUAGCUACGGUCAAAAAAUGCCAACCGUUCUCGACUGGAAUAAGGUUUCAGGGAUUGACCCAGGAAUCCUCCUUGAAUGUAAAAAUAACAAAGUGGACGAGGUCGCCGGCAUGCUUAUUUCGACAGAAGAAUGGGAGGUGUUGACAUAAAACCCAGUGACAGUGUGUCAAAUGUGGAGCGAAAAUCAACAAGAUCACAUUCUGGAAAGUCAACAACGUCCUCUACAACUUCAUCAUGCAUUAAAACAGAAGCAGAUCUGGCUGCUUUAAUGGCAAAACAAGAGGUUUUAAAACAAAGACAUCAACUGGAAGAGGAGGAAGAACGACUUUGCCAAAGAAAAGAACAACUUAAGCUGGAAGAGGAGAUCUGUGCACACAAGGCCAAACUGAAAGUGCUGAAAUCACAAAGUAUUGCAAGUCAAAGGCUUUCUAAAGCAUCAGAUGGAAUGAACUCCUAUUUGGACGGACAAACAACAAGACAAAAAACUCUGGAUUGGAAAGCUGACCCAUUCGUACCAUUUUCACAUCAAACAGCUCAACGGGAUUAUCAGGGUACAGGGACAAAGCCUAAAGAGAAAGCUGUGGGGGCUGAAAUUACAAUGAUUAAAGACCAAAGACAUGGAAAAGAAACAGUUCCCUCAGUCCAUCCAAGUUUCCAUAUCCAAGACACCAGAAACACAAACACUGUGAUGGACAAUCAACAAUCAAUUUUGGACAUAAUGAGAAAUCAAAAUGAAAUAACAACGCUUCUGAUGAAUCAACAACGUGUUUCAUCUUAGCCGAAGCGAGAUGUACCCAUGUUUGACGGAGAUCCACUACAGUACCAGCACUAGCAAACUGAGGGAGGACAAUUACAUUCUAACCAAAAAACGUGAAUCCUCACAAAAACGUGUGCAGAAAAUGACAGAAAAACAGCCAAACCAGGGGGCUUCAAAUGUAAAAGAGCCGGUUUUCAAGAAAAGCAUUUCACCAGGCAAACAUUUGAAAGAAAAGUCCUGAUCCUGUCUUAGAAAGCUCAUCUGAUGAUGAUUUAACCCUCGAUGACAUUUCAGAGCUUCCUUUUGACACUCCUUCCCUCAGUGACUUCUAAAUUCAGCAAA
Messenger RNA from Oryzias latipes (Japanese medaka), 8054 nucleotides. Lineage: Eukaryota; Metazoa; Chordata; Actinopteri; Beloniformes; Adrianichthyidae. The record is from RefSeq and is a predicted model, not a curated record.